AGGCUAGGAUUGGCCGAGUCAGUGGCAGGGUGGGGAACAGUCAGGACAGACGAAGCAUUUACCUGUCUAGGUAAGUCAGGAGGAGGUCAAAAGGAGAAGAAAACAGUAAGAGGCAACGAAGCAGCCUCUGUCUCUGCCCUUUGAUAUAAAAGGGUAUUUCUUUUCCUCUCUUCAGCCCCCAACCCAGUGGAGGCCCGGCUUGGGACAUUGUUCACUUCCCCUCACUUCCCCUCUGGGAGCCCCCUUUGCCAUCCCUGAGCCUUGUUUCAGGCGAUGCCCGAGAGGGAGCUGUGGCCAGCGGGGACUGGCUCAGAACCCGUGACCCGUGUCGGCAGCUGUGACAGCAUGAUGAGCAGCACCUCCACCCGCUCUGGAUCUAGUGAUAGCAGCUACGACUACCUGUCCGCUGAAGAGAAGGAGUGUCUGCUCUUCCUGGAGGAGACCAUUGGCUCACUGGACACAGAGGCUGACAGCGGACUGUCCACUGAUGAGUCUGAGCCAGCCACAACUCCCAGAGGUUUCCAAGCACUGCCCAUAACCCAGCCCGCUCCCCAGGGAGGUCCAGAGGAGAUCAUCACCCAGCAAGGACCAGAGGCAAAGACAGUGACAGAGCCCAGCUCAUCCCAUCCUCCCGAGCCCCAGGGCCUGGGCCUCAGAUCUGGCUCCUAUAGCCUCCCCAGGAAUAUCCACAUUGCCAGGAGCCAGAACUUCAGGAAAAGCACCACCCAGGCUAUCAGGCACACCCCUGGAGAACCCGUGAGGCUUGUGCCAGGGCCUGAGAAAGAGCAAGUCAGCCGGAGCAGCGAACCCAGCCAGGCACCUGCCAGCCCCCGGGAGGCUACCCUUGACUUGGACGUGGUGCUCAUUCCCCCACCAGAAGCUUUCCGGGACACCCAGCCAGAGCAGUAUAGGGAAGCCAGCCUGCCCGAGGGGCCAGGACAGCAGGGCCACGCACCCCAGCUCCACACACCAUCCUGCUUCCAGGAGAGAGAGCAGACUGCUUCAAAGGCCAUGUCCCAAAAAGCCAAGGAAACAGGCUCAACCGGGUGCACACAACAACCCCGGCCUCCUCCUGCAGUAUUGCCUCAGAAUGUAAAAGCUGAAGAUGCUCUCCUCCCAUCAGGGGAGGACCCGAACACCCGACUGGCUCCCCUCACAGCCCCUAAGCCCCGGAAGCUGCCACCUAAUAUUGUUCUGAAGAGCAGCCGAAGCAGCUUCCACAGUGAUCCCCAGCACUGGCUGUCCCGCCACACUGAGGCUGCCCCUGGAGAUUCUGGCCUGGCCCCCUCUUCACUGCAAGAGCAGAGGAAAGCACGUAGAGAAGCCCUGGAGAAGCUGGGGCUUCCCCAGGACCAAGAUGAGCCUGGACUCCACUUAAGUAAGCCCACCAGCUCCAUUAGACUCAAGGAGACACGUGCCCAGCGUCCGUCCCCAGCCCCAGCUCAGGCCUCAGCAGCUAGCCCUGCUGCAGGGAAGCCUCUGGCUCGAGCUCUGGCUCCAGCUCCAGCUCAGGGACCUUUGCCAAUGAAGUCUCCAGCUCCAGGCAAUGUCGCAGCUACCAAAUCCGUGCCAAUUCCUAUCCCUAAGGCUCCAAGGGCAAAUAGUCCCCCGACUCCACCGAAGCCUGACUCAGGCCUGACUCUCCAGGAGAGCAACAUCCCUGGCCUGAGACAGAUGAACUUCAAGUCCAACACUCUGGAGCGCUCAGGCGUGGGGCUGAGCAGCUACCUCUCAGCUGAGAAAGACGCCAGCCCCAAAACCAGCACUUCUCUGGGAAAGGGCUCCGUCUUGGACAAGAUCUCGCCCAGCAUCUUGCGUAAUUCUCGGCCCCGCCCGGCCUCCUUGGGCACAGGAAAAGACUUUGUAGGUAUCCAGGUAGGCAAGCUGGCUGACCUGGAGCAGGAGCAGAGCUCCAAGCACCUGUCCUACCAAGGACAGAGCAGUGACAAGCUGCCUCGGCCCCCCUGUGUCAGUGUCAAGAUCUCCCCAAAGGGUGUCCCCAAUGAACACAGAAGGGAGGCCCUGAAGAAGCUGGGACUGUUGAAGGAGUAGACUCUGCCACCAGCACUGCCAGCACUGCCCCCGACUUGGCUGAACAAGAAGAGAUGCAGGCUCCACAUGGGAGCCUUUGCCAUCGCAUAACUCAAGGCUUGGGCUGGGGAAGGGUUCUCUCAGAUGCUCUCUGCUGGAGAUGAACGGGAGGGAGAGAUUUGAAUCGAAGCAUACGUUUAUAUUCAGAGUGUUGUGCCAUUGAGUGCCCACUUGGAUCAUUCUGAAGGUGAUCUUCACAACAGGGUGUGUGUGUGGCGGGGGCGGGAGGGUGGGGCGGGAUACAUCACUGAAGCUAUUUAUGUAACACAAUGAGUCAUUGUUCAGAAUUUUGCUCUUGUUAGAGGUUUUCUUACACUGGGUUAGAUUCAAGCCUAGCCAGAGCUGAGUGGAGGGGAUGGCCAUGCCUGAGAAGAAAAGUCAGAUGAGACAAUGGACAUGUCAGUGACUUGAACAGUAGUUACAGCCAGCAAAUGCAGGCUCACAUGAAAUGCGGGCCUCCUGGAAUCCCUACAGUGGAUGGAGACUGGCUCAUACCUUGCCAGAUCUCUCUCUCUCAGUUCCAGCCUUCUGGACAAGGCCUAGGCUAAGAGGAGCUGGUUCAUUAUCUCUUCACCCACUGCCUUCUCAGUAUCACCAGUCCCAAAGACAGGACACAUCCCUGUAACCCAAGCUCUGGGUUGACUGACAGCAGAACAGCUCUCAGUUGGUCUGAGAAGGCAGGAUAAGUGACCACAUACUCAUGCCACUACCUCCAGCAGGGAGAGUCCUUCUCCACAGGCUUGAUAAGCUCGGUUACAAACUAUGCUGUGGUCCCCAACUCUGCUGCUCCUGUUCUUCCUGCUUUCCUGCUCCCUAUCUCAGCCUGCACAGACCCCAGGGCUAGGCCGACAUUGAGAUGGGAGCCCAGCCCACGGGCUUUAUAAACGCCCAAGAACUGUUUCAUAUCUUCUCUGUGUUGAUGCAGGUAGUUUUAAAUUUUUCUCGGUUCCAAUGAUGGAAAAGCUACACCAUACUUCCUCUGCCAGUCUUAGCAGAAUAUCAGAGGUAAGAGGCGCCUCAGAGAAGCUCCAACCCAGUGCUGCUGGGGAAGGGAAAUGACUCACCCCGGGUCAGCCUGCCAUUUAGGGAAAGAGCUGAGGUUCUUACCCUCAUUGCCUGCUGCCACCUCUCCUUAGCCAGUGCUGUUGUACAUCCACACAGCACCCUAAGAACUCAUAGUCACUAUCAAAGACUCACCCUAAGGUCCUUCGAGAUCUCAAAGUGUCUUCUGAAGCAUCAGAGAUUAAAUAUUGUUCAGAAUAUUAGUUACUGCUGUGACUUUUAAUUUACUCUUUGGAAGAUACCUAUAUGGUAAUUCAUCAUUAACCAGAACACCUAUCCCCUCAAAUUCCCUGACCAAGUUGUGCAGCUUGAGCAAAUGUCAAAAGAGGGUAUUAUAGGUGGGUGGUGUGGGCUUGCAAAUACAAGCUUGGAAGUUAGACAUGGCUAGACAUGACUCCUGCUUCCCCUUAGGAAGUAAAUCUUACUCAUGGCUGUGACCUGCUUGGAGUCCAGGAUGCCCAGAUGUAAGGGGCAGAUAAAGGAAAUGCUGUUGGAAAGGUGCCUUUUAAGGCUUCUGAGAAUUUCUGGGCUGUGUUCUGAUGGACACAGCACCUUAAAAGCCUAGAAUUUCUGAAAAUAAUGACAAGGUUAAGGUAAGGACAACAAAUACUCCACCCUGUCAUGGUAUGUGGGGUGUGGGUGUGGUGGUUUCUAUGUACAUUUGCUCACACAAGCACACCCAAAAGCCUGUGCCUCAUUCCUGGCCAUGGGUGAGGACCCAGUCUGCUGUGGCUCAUAGGGACUCCCACAACUGGCCAAGUUAUGUCUUAUUACAGACCCCUGGAAAGAGAGAAAGUUGCCUUCUGGAGGACUGAUUCCACAUGCUGUAUUCAGCUGAGCUGAUUUCUGCCUUCUGGAGGACUGAUUCUGCAUGCUGUAUUCAGCUGAGCUGAUUUCUGUGUCUAUUUCAAGCCAUAACCUGGGAAAUGAUCACCUUAUUCCAUAUUCAUGAAUUGCCUUGAUUAAUAGGGAAACUUGGGAAUAGCAAUAAAGUCAAACUUGGGUGGAAUCUGGACCCCAGCAUCACACAAGGGUGAUUAGGAUGGUCAAGGUCAUCAGGAGUACAGCCUGUUAAAUUCUCACACCCUGGGAAAAGUCAUUUGUCUCCCAGACACGACAAAGUCACAGACAGCUUGCACCUGCCACUCAGCAUCCUUAUCCUAGUGAUAUGUCCAUUUCCCAGUUUUCCUAAUCUAAGACUCCUUUCCCUUGCUAUUUAAAGAUACUGUGCUUCUCCACAUUCUCAUCCUUCAAAGAGCAUAUUUUGCUCUAAGGAUGGUCUUUGGGAUUCAAGAAUAGAAUAAUAAAUCCAAACUUGGUCGUUCUCAUUUUGAAGACAGACAAGAGGAUCCAGUGAGGACAUUCACCUUACUGAAAGUGGUGCUAAAUCCAGCUGAAGUUGUAUCUAUCCUCCUGUAGCCAUGUAGGGUUGCUCUUCAUUCAGCUUGAAUUGAUAUGGAGGGAGGUAAGAGUAGGGUCAGAAUUACUCCUAUCCCUUUUCAAGGAGUUGUGGAUAGAGGUUUGUAAAGGCCAUUCAUUUGACUUUCAAAACAAAGCAACAGCUCUACUUCCACUUGGCCUUAGACCUCUGCUAUACCCUGCCAUAGCCUUGGUGCCACUGGGCACAAGCCACCUGCCAAAUAUAGGAGCAGCCUCUCCCAGCCUGGCAUGGGGGAGUGGUCUGUGCACUCAGAUGUGUCGACAGCUGCUCUUGUGAAUCACCACGCCUGUGCUACCCUGGGAAUUCUGCACUCUGAGUCCAUGGGGCAGGAUCACACGCCAUCUCACACAGAGGUCAACGGAUGAGCCCACUGACUCGUAUGUUCCUUCCUCCACGGUGGGAAGCAUGGUCUGGCAGAGGCUGCCCUGUAAGCUGGGGGUGGGCAGGUGCAUGAACGUUGGCAUUUGUUUUAUGGAGAAAGGGGAGGUGAAAGAUUGGAGAGCAGGUCCCCAUCAAUGUUCUGAGUUUGAGCUGGAGGUAUAGAUUAAAGAGUCUACAGGGUCUGUGAGUGUGUGAGAUGAGCCCUUCUGUCCUUUGAUGCUGGUUGUAUGUGUAGGCUGAGAAGGACCCCACUAUCAGUGUGCAAAGCUGUAUUCUCAUGGACUAGAGGAGAGGGGGCUAAGGCGAUGGGCAGGAGAAGUUGUACAGAAUCUUAGCAGGAAUGCAGAUAGAAUGCAUCUAGGCUCUUUCCUCAAGAGAGUGAUGAUGGAGCAUAUAGAUCUGGCUCAAAAUCAGCCUCCAUCACUUACUGGGGAACACUGGUGAUGUCACUUUAACUUUCUGAACCUCACAGUCUUCACCUAUAAGAUGGGGAAAAUAAUACCAUCCUUUCAAGAAUGUUGAGAUGAAUAAGUGAUGUAACACUCAGUUCUGGACACAGUGUAGUUACUCAGUAAAUGAUAAUAUUA
This is a messenger RNA of Cebus imitator (Panamanian white-faced capuchin), 5562 nucleotides long. RefSeq names its product chromosome unknown C1orf116 homolog (gene CUNH1orf116). Bases 274 to 2052 code for a protein of 592 amino acids. NCBI's taxonomy places the organism in Eukaryota, Metazoa, Chordata, Mammalia, Primates, Cebidae. The transcript has 4 exons. The record is from RefSeq and is a predicted model, not a curated record.